Molecule: messenger RNA, 150 nt
Organism: Bipolaris zeicola 26-R-13
Lineage: Eukaryota; Fungi; Ascomycota; Dothideomycetes; Pleosporales; Pleosporaceae
Exons: 1
Source: RefSeq, a predicted model, not a curated record
CCAAAAUCCGGCCUGGCAUCAUGGCGUGUAUAUCGGCUUGAUAAUCAAAGCAUGAAAAAUCCGGCAUCCGGCUCAAUUCACGAACUUCAUGAAAUGCACAUGAGUUUCCACAUUGGCCUUGUUAUUUUAGGUUGUUGGGUGUUGACGUGA